CAACAGGAACCUGAAAUGAAUGAAGAACGAUCUGGAGCAACUGCAUUUGUUCAUGGUCGGGAAAUAUUUCUCUGUGGUGGUUGGAAUGGGAAACAAUUCUUUAGAAACAUCGAGAGUUUAAAUGUGGAUGGAAAAUUGCAAUGGAAAAUAUCUCAUGUCAUGUUACCAAGAAAUUGUGGUGGACAUAGUAUGGUUUAUCAUAAUGAUAAUGUGAUUAUGAUUGGUGGACGUACUAGUAACGAAGCCUUUGAUACAAUCUACAGUAUUCAACUAAAUCCUCCACAUACGACAAAAUUAUUGGCGCGAAUACCAGAGCCAAGAUGUUACCAUGGCUCAAUUCUCAUUGACGACAAUUUUUUAGUAUUUGGUGGGGGAAUAUCUAGGAAAUUCGAAGAUAUCAAAAACACUGUUUAUUCAUACAGUCUCAGUAAAAAGGAAUGUAAAACCUUGGCUCCACUUCCAUAUCCUGUAAGUGACAUGGGUAUAGUCAGUUAUAAAGGUAAUGCAAUUUUGAUUGGAGGUCAAAAUGAUAAAGGUGAAAUAUUAGAUAAAGUUUUGAUGUAUGAUGUGAAAACAGGACAAACUAAAAUGCUUCCUUCACUUAAUCAUAAAAGAUAUGGAUGUUCAGCAGUUAUCAUUGGAAAUAUUAUUGUUGUGGUUGGUGGACAUGAUGGUGAAUCAUUUCUUGAUUCUGUUGAAUGUCUUGAUAUGAGUACAAACGUUUGGAGAGAACUACCUCCUAUGUUGACCAAACGAAGUUUUCCUGCCGCAGUUGUUUCACCAAUAUAUUAAAAAUUUAUUACUAAAACAUACAUGUUUUAUGUUUUACUAAAAUAAUUUUUGGCAGUCGUAAAAUGAAACAACCAUUUUAGAAACUUAAGUCUGUAGUUUAAAAUACAACGUUUUUACUUGAAUAGGGCGCCUACCUCUUUUAUCGUAGCCAUUUUAAGAAAUGUCAAUUUUCAUGAUAAGAUUUAUAUUACUGAUAAACUGUUAACAUGUACGUAACUUAUAAUGCAAUGUAAAUAAUUACCUGAAAGUUUCUAAAAACAUAUUUUGCAACAGCA
Molecule: messenger RNA, 1067 nt
Organism: Xenia sp. Carnegie-2017
Lineage: Eukaryota; Metazoa; Cnidaria; Anthozoa; Malacalcyonacea; Xeniidae
Product: kelch-like protein 40b
Exons: 1
Coding region: 16-792 (258 amino acids)
Molecular function (GO): protein binding
Source: RefSeq, a predicted model, not a curated record